GCAACAGUUGAGAAUUUGACUUCGAAGGGAACGGUAAAACAGACCGCUUCCAACGCUCUCUGGAAUAAGCUCCAUGCGCGUCGUGGGUGACAAAUAACAGCAACUACUCUACACACAAUUCCGUGCAGCUAUUGACAACGCGAGAGCCAUGACAGCGACCAAAGAUCCCAAGGAUCAGGUGCCCAAGACAACGACGCAGCCGGCCCAAAAGAAUGGCGCCGCUGGGGGAUUAAUGAAGCGCCUGCGACGCUCCGCCUCUGUAACGGAACAUAAUCUAAACAAUCUGCGCAAUCGCAACUCCACGCAGCAUCUGUUCGAUCAGCAUGGCAAUCCGAUUGAUCUGCGUCAGUAUCGCAAGGUGCUGGACAAGGAUGAGAACGGCAACGGCACCAGCGAGAAGAAGCUGCGCUACAGACGAACCCAGAGCGUGACACGAGCCGAGGAGAUCUCCAACAAGGAGGCCAAACUGCGCAAGGCACAGCCCGACAGAUCCAUUCAUCGUCCCCGCGAUUCGUUGUUCUCCUGGAGCUCAGGAUUUACCAACUUUACGGGCCUGGUCAACUGGGGCUUUCUGCUGCUCUGCAUAGGCGGUUUGCGUUUGGGUCUAGAGAAUCUGAUCAAAUACGGCAUACGCAUCAAUCCUAUUGAUUGGUAUUUCUUUGUGAGCGGACGCGAUCAGGGCGAAGGUCAUAAUGCUCUAUUUCUAAUCUUGUACUCUUUUGUGCACAUCUCCCUCUGUUUGGCCGUCGAAAAGGGUUUGGCCCUGGAAAUAAUAUCCGAAGGUCUUGGCAUGGUUAUUCAAAUUGCAAACAUAAUUUUUUCGGUUUUAUUGCCGGUGGUAAUAAUACAUCUCAAAGGAUCUGCAUUUAGCAUAAUGGGUGCAACUACUGUGUGUUUCUACUAUUCCGUACUGUUCCUUAAGCUCUGGAGUUACGUGCAGACUAAUAUGUGGUGUCGGAAGACCUAUUACCAAAGGCAGCCACGCGAAAGACGACCAAGUAUUACGGUAGCAGAGCUGAAGAGAAAGCAUUCGUCUGGUGGCGAGGAUGAUGAAGAUGUAGCUAAGUUGGUUCAAUAUCCCGAAAACUUAUGUUACAAGGAUAUUAUGUACUUUUUGUGCGCACCAACUCUUUGCUAUGAAUUGAAUUUUCCACGCACUUCGCGCGUCCGCAAGCGUUUUUUACUGAAACGUUUGCUGGAAGUGCUGAUUGGUGUAAAUGUUUUGAUGGCCUUGUUUCAACAAUGGAUUAUACCCUCAGUGCGCAACUCUUUGAUACCAUUCUCCAACAUGGAUAUGGCUCUGGCCACAGAACGUCUGCUGAAACUUGCACUUCCCAAUCAUUUAGUCUGGCUGAUCUUCUUCUAUCUGCUGUUCCACUCUUUUCUGAAUGCCAUUGGCGAAGUGCUAUAUUUCGCAGAUCGCAAUUUUUACUGUGAUUGGUGGAAUGCAAACAAUAUUGACACAUUUUGGCGUACCUGGAAUAUGCCGGUGCAUAGGUGGUGCGUGCGUCAUCUAUAUAUACCCGUUGUACAAAUGGGAUAUUCGUCCCGCCAAGCAUCCACAAUUGUAUUCCUAUUCAGUGCCUUUUUCCAUGAGUAUUUGGUUUCAGUGCCAUUGCAAACGUACAAGAUUUGGGCUUUCCUCGGCAUGAUGGGUCAAAUACCGUUAUCAGCAAUAUCUAGAUAUGUUGAGCGUCGUUUGGGUCCGCGCAUGGGAAAUAUUAUUGUUUGGGCAUCUAUUAUAUUGGGACAACCAUUGUGCAUUAUGGCCUAUUAUCAUGACUAUGUCAUUACACAUUAUCAGAAUGCACUUAAUGGCACUGAACACAGGUAGACUUUGAGUAAUAUUAUCUGGUCCGUACUUUUCUCUAAUUAUAAGCCAAAUGCAAGUUGA
This is a messenger RNA of Drosophila arizonae, 1894 nucleotides long. It is a transcript of the gene mdy, whose product is annotated as diacylglycerol O-acyltransferase. Gene Ontology annotation, biological process: triglyceride biosynthetic process. Gene Ontology annotation, cellular component: endoplasmic reticulum membrane. The record is from RefSeq and is a predicted model, not a curated record. Gene Ontology annotation, molecular function: diacylglycerol O-acyltransferase activity. NCBI's taxonomy places the organism in Eukaryota, Metazoa, Arthropoda, Insecta, Diptera, Drosophilidae.